Messenger RNA from Colletotrichum destructivum, 729 nucleotides. RefSeq lists its product as uncharacterized. The coding region runs from base 1 to 729 and encodes 242 amino acids. The transcript has a single exon. The record is from RefSeq and is a predicted model, not a curated record. Lineage: Eukaryota; Fungi; Ascomycota; Sordariomycetes; Glomerellales; Glomerellaceae.
AUGGCCAAAAGAGUGUACCCCCGCACCAUCGUCGAAGAGGCCCCGAGCCACGACGGCAGGCCCUGCUACGCGGCCUGGCAGAUGACGGAAAUGGACCCCGACACCCAGACGCCGCCGGACGCUUCCAAUCGGCCCAAGUGGUCCAUCCAGCUCUACGACACCACGCCCGCGGCCGGCGACCGCGAGCACAUCAAAGCCACAGUAAAGAGGCUCGAGGAGUCGACGCGUCGGGCCCGCAGAAGGCGCGAGGCGACCAGUCGCGUCGAGGUCCACGGCCUCGUGCUCCCCGCCGGCACGCCCGAGGCUGAACGCGUGGCUCUGUGCACGGCGCACCACCGCGCCGAGGUCGCCGCGCGGAACGCCUCCGGCACGGCCGACUUCUUCAUCCCCCCGACAUUUGACGACACGUGGGAGCGCCGCAUCCUCAUCAUCAAGAAGCCCGAUGCCGCCGCCAGAGAUGAGAGCUUACCGGGGACGGGCGAGAGGGACGACAACGACGACGACGACGACGACGGCGACGGCGCUUUCCUUGCCGUGUUUUUCGACUUAAAACCCGAGGCCGCGGCCGAGGACCCCGGCAUUCCCGACUGCGUGGUGAAGCGAUUCCCGGGCAAGGAAUUGGGUGACAGGCUGCAGAGCUUCACUAGCUCGAUCGAGUGGUUCUACGACUCGUAUGUGGCAGACGGGACGAUCUAUAGCGACCUGGAGAAGUGGCGACGAAAGGCCUAG